This is a messenger RNA of Hippocampus comes (tiger tail seahorse), 2232 nucleotides long. Its product is annotated as GRIP1-associated protein 1-like. Bases 340 to 1998 code for a protein of 552 amino acids. Gene Ontology annotation, biological process: spermatogenesis. The transcript has 13 exons. The record is from RefSeq and is a predicted model, not a curated record. NCBI's taxonomy places the organism in Eukaryota, Metazoa, Chordata, Actinopteri, Syngnathiformes, Syngnathidae. Gene Ontology annotation, cellular component: sperm head-tail coupling apparatus.
ACAAUGGACAAAAGGACAGUAAUUCUAAUAUAUUGUCUUUCAUUUGUGAUGUGCUGCUGUUGUUUUCCUCUGUCGUUUAGUAAACACCCACAACACGAUGAUGGUUUCUUCAAUGAAAGACCGUGCACUUAUUUGGAAAACAACUCUACACGCGUGAUCUUAAAUUAAAAGCAUCCAGGGCAACGCCUAAUUGCGGAAGAAGAGAGCGCCGCUCUCAACGCGUCCGCAGUCUUUCAAGUACAAGAUGUCACACAGAGCUCACCUGCAAACCCAUUUCAACAACUUUCGAAGGAAUUAAAAACACUGCACGCGCAAAGGUUGAGAUACCCGGAAUUGGACAUGAGGGCAAACUCAGAGGUGAUGCUGCAGAUGUCCGACGUCGAGCUGACGACUUCUCGCUUUGUUGGACCGGCCCAAAACUCCGGUUGUGUGAUCCAGAACACUUGCGAUCCAGAGGAUCCAAUACCCUGCACACAACCCCAGCAUACAGCGUCGGAGGUGGCCUGUGAGUCGAGGGGAAAGACUUUGCAAAAUGAAGAGCUUAAAAAGAGCGACGCAAACGUAAAGCAGCUGGAAGAAACCACCGUUUCCUUACGGGCCACGCAGGACUCGCUGAGGAGAACGUUGGCACUGGAGGAGAAACGCACACAAGGGCUGCUUGAAGACAAUGCGCAUCUUGAAGACAGCCUGGCCGCGCUGCAGAGCCAAUUUCAGACCAGCGAGUGCGCGGUGAGCGACAUUGGCGGAACCCGGCAUCGGGCCCGUGUCGGCCUGGAUGCAGAGAGGCAGAUUCCGGAACACGCCGGCAGAGAGGUGGCGUGUCUGCAGCGGGAACGCACAAAUGUCAGCUGCGCCGUUCAAAAGAAGGAGAAGGCUUUGGCGAUGCUUUUUAAGGAGACGGACGAUCCGAGAGCCAAGAUGGAGGGCGCCAACGGCCAGCAUGUUCACCUUAUUCACGCCAAAGAUACACCGGAGGCCAACUCUGCCGUGUGCCGAGAAGAACGACGUGCUUGCCACUCGGAGUUAGCGACACCAGAGAAGAAGUUAGAAAAGCGGCAGGUGGAUCUGGAUCCCCUCCGUUGGCAGCUGAAAGAAGCCCGAGAGGAAUUAAAAGGAGCCUGCUUGCAAGCGGAGGAGCAGAAAGAAAUGGCUGCAAUUUUCAAACACAAAUACACCGCCGCAAUGGAGAAAGUUCACCGAGUGCAAGGGCAGGUGAAACAUUUGGCUGAGGAGCUUCAAUAUUCCCAGCGACAGCUCAGCGAGUCCCAACAAGCGACCCGUGUCGUGGCCGGAGAACUGUCGGAGCUGAAGAGGCGUCACCAGGACAAGGUGGACCAAUGGGAGAGCUCGCAAGAGGCCCUCCACCAAUUGACGGACGAGCUCCAGAUCUGUCAAAAUCUGCUGAUCGAGAGCCAGCAAACGGUGGCUCACUUGAGACGCCUUGUGCGCAGCCUGCAAGGGCAAGUGGACGCACUCAAGCGGCAGAGAGUCGUGUUGGAGUGUGACCUGCGACUCUAUCGGCAGAGUCACUCUCACGCCAACGAGGACUACCUGAGCCUGCAAGGGAACGAGCGGAAGCUGCAGGGGCGCUGCAGCGAGCAGGCGGAGCGGCUUGUGGAGUGUGAAAAGGUUAUUCUACAGAUGAAAUCAGAGCUGGAGAGACAAAACCAAGAGCAGGGCAGUCCGAAGCAAAAUCUUGUCACGUCCUGCCGUGCACACCUAAGCCGGCGUGGACAAUGGGAACAGGAAGUGACGCGGCUGAAACAGGAACUUGCACACUUAGAGCGUGAGCUUGCUGACAGCCCAAAGAAGCUGAAGGGCCCUCACAGAGCGAACCCGAGUCUGAGCACUGAAGUCAGGCAGCUGAGUCAAGAGCUUGAGGCGCUACGCCGCAAACAUCGGACAACAGUGGAGGUGUUGGCAGCCCGUUCAAAGGAGGCCAAGCGCAUGGCGGCGUGUCCGACUGAGGAGGCGCAAGAGCAAGACGACAGACGGUAGGGAUGGCGAAUCUUCCUUUCCUUUCCUAUUGGCCCCGAGUGCUCGCUCGUUCAUCCAAAACAUCGAGUUCAUGAUGCGUGGCACACAGCGGGCGGUAAAAACGCAUAUGCGGCGGACAGUGCAGAGUCUUCGCUAAACAAAAUGGUCCAACAUGCACGUACUGUAUUUCACUGUCAAAGGUCAGAAUAGCGCCAUGGCAAGCGACAGACGAUAUCAUCCGUGGAUUUGAACUUG